Dissoconium aciculare CBS 342.82 is the source of this 849-nucleotide messenger RNA. RefSeq lists its product as uncharacterized. Bases 1 to 849 code for a protein of 282 amino acids. NCBI's taxonomy places the organism in Eukaryota, Fungi, Ascomycota, Dothideomycetes, Mycosphaerellales, Dissoconiaceae. The record is from RefSeq and is a predicted model, not a curated record. The transcript is spliced from 2 exons.
AUGCCACGAUCCGAAGGUUACGGCACACUGCCAUCGACGGAGCCUCGACUCAGUGAGGAUCAACCUUCGACGGCAUCAAUUCACGCUCGACCUGUUCUAUCAGAGCCGAAGACGCCGGGAUGGACAGCACGCUUGCACGAUCAUCUACACGUGGAUGUCAAUAACAGAUGGGCCGACAUACCUCUGCUGUUAUGUUACUUUAUCACUGGCUUGCUGGAUACGGCCAGUGUCACAACAUGGGGCAGUUUUGCUAGCAUGCAGACCGGAAACACAAUCUACCUAGGCUACGGUAUCGUAGCACCCUCCGAGAGCAAUCGGUGGAUUCGCGCGGCGGUCUCUCUGGUAAGCUUCUCGGUGGGAAGCUUUCUCUUUGCUCGAUUUCAUCGCUUCUUUUCGCCAAGAAGACGAUGGGUGCUGCUCUUGUCAUACAUUAUACAGACAUUAUUGAUUGGAGCUGCAGCGCUCAUGGUUACGCUGGGACCUCGAACCACCAAAGAUGGCCCGAUUACUUCAUGGGUGCUGGUCCCCAUCGCGCUGAUAGCAUUGCAGUCGUCCGGCCAAGCUUUCAUGAGUCGAGUACUGAAAUUUGGAAGUUUGACCAGUGUCGUGCUGACAUCGAUUUACUGCGAUCUCUGGGCCGACGAGAAACUAUUCGCGGGGAUCAUUGCGAACACCGAGAGAAACCGACGAGUGGCAGCGCCUAUCAUGUUGCUGUGUGGAGCCGUUGUCGCGGGCGUGUGCGAGCGAGCUGAGGUCGGCAUUGCGGGCGCUCUGUGGAUGGCCGCUGGUUUGAAGGCCAUCAUAAUCGUUCUAUGGUGGUUCUGGAGAGAGGAUGAGCUGAGUUCCUAG